Molecule: messenger RNA, 2295 nt
Organism: Cotesia congregata
Lineage: Eukaryota; Metazoa; Arthropoda; Insecta; Hymenoptera; Braconidae
Source: the annotation of a GenBank genome assembly
AUGGGUGAAGCUAAGCCACAACAUGGCGCUCAAGAAAUGAAGGGUUGGCUUUUUAAGUGGACUAAUUAUCUGAAAGGUUACCAACGGAGGUGGUUCGUCCUGUCAAAUGGCCUCUUGUCAUACUAUAGGGCUGAACCAAAGGGGGGGCCAAAGAUUUCGACACGACGCAAGCGGAGGGCUGGCAGUGCCUCCGAGAACCCUGCCGAAAUGGCUCACACAUGCAGAGGGGCUAUAUCACUUCAUGGGGCCUUAAUUCACACUGUGGAUGCAUGUACUUUCGUUGUAAGCAACGGUGGUACUCAAACAUUUCACAUAAAAGCGGCGACUGAGGUGGAAAGACAACAAUGGGUUACUGCUUUAGAAUUAGCCAAAGCUAAAGCAAUACAAGCCAUGGAGUCAGAAGAAGAGGAGGAAGAAUACCAAGACAAUGACAAUCAGAAAGGAGAGAAUACAUCAAUAAUUAAAGACCUGACUGAGCGGUUGAAGGAUUUACAAACUUGCUACGAACUUAUAUCUAAACGUGGCACCCUCUUGACGAGAUCUUUGGUAGAUCUAGAAUCACUUGAAUCAGCGAGUCCAGAUACUGCUUCGAAAAUAAAAACUGUCAGUGAACGUGCUACAUUAUUUCGUAUUGCUGCUAAUGCAAUGAUAAGUACGAGUAAUGAUUAUCUUCAAUUGGCCCAACAACAAGAACCAAAAUGGAAAAAAAUGCUCCAACAUGAACGAGAUCAAAAGGUACGAAUAGAAAAAAUGGUUGAACAACUAGCACGUCAACAUUCUCAUCUAGAAGAGGCUGCACAACAUGCUUUACCACCUGGAAUACCUGCAGGAAAUCAUCGAUCAACACAUUCAGUGGCAAAUACUUCACCAUCAGAGGACGACGAAGACAAUGUAGAAUUUUAUGAUGCCGAAGAGUCUGACACAUUCACACUAGCUAUUCCUGGCAGUACAACCGGUAACUCACUGUCACGUGAACGUGCUCGAAACGAUUCACAAGGGAGUGAUGAUGGAUCUAGUUCUGAAGGAGAUCCAGCACCAAUUGAUAAUGAUGGCAAUAAUACCGGGAUGAAGACUGUAAGUAAACGAAUCCGAAGAACCCGGGUACCUGAAAAACCAAAUUAUCCAUUAAAUUUAUGGAGCAUUAUGAAAAACUGUAUUGGUAAAGAAUUGUCGAAAAUACCGAUGCCUGUUAACUUUUCUGAGCCUCUUAGUAUGCUACAGCGUUUAACUGAAGAUUAUGAAUAUGCCGAAAUCCUUGACAGAGCAGCUGAAUGUACAGACGCUUGUGAACAAAUGGCAUACGUUGCUGCUUUUACCGUUUCCAGUUACUCAACAACUGCAUCUAGAACUGGUAAACCUUUCAACCCUCUUUUAGGUGAAACGUAUGAAUGUGAUCGAACAGAAGAUCUUGGAUGGCGGGCAAUAUCGGAACAAGUAUCACAUCAUCCUCCAAUGGUUGCUCAAUUUUGUGAAGGUCGAGCGUGGCAAUGCUGGCAGGAAUUUACUAUGGCUUCCAAAUUCCGUGGUAAAUAUCUUCAAGUAAUACCUUUGGGUACUGCACAUUUAGAGUUCAACAACAAAAUAGGAGACAAGUGUCCUCAUUACACGUGGCGAAAAGUUACUACCACUGUGCACAAUAUUAUUGUAGGUAAACUAUGGGUAGAUCAAAGCGGUGACAUGGAUAUUAUUAAUCAUACUGACGGUACUAAAUGUCACCUUAAGUACAUUCCGUACUCAUAUUUUUCACGUGAUAGUCAACGAAAGGUUAAAGGUGUUGUUAUGAAUGCUGACAAAGAAGUUAAAUGGGUUGUUCAGGGUACUUGGGAUUCAAAAAUUGAAAUUGCACCUGUUAUAAGUACUUCUGGUAGUCCAGAUAAUCCAAUUUACAAAACAGGUCCAUACACUCUUGCUUGGAAACGACGUAUGCCUCCAGAUGAUUGUGAAAAAUAUUAUUCAUUUACUGAGUUAGCCUGUCAAUUAAAUGAACCUGAAGACGGUGUAGCACCAACAGAUUCGCGGAUCAGACCUGAUCAAAGGUUAAUGGAAAAUGGGCACUGGGAUGAAGCCAAUAAAGAAAAAUUACGCCUCGAAGAGAAACAAAGAGCAGUACGACGAGCACGUGAAAGUGAAGCUGAAAAAGCAGCUGCUGAAGGAUUGCCAUAUACUGCUUAUGAACCAGUAUGGUUUUCAAAACAGGAAGACAAGAUUACGGGUAGCUUAUGUCAUACUUACAACCAUGAAUAUUGGGAAUGUAAAAAUAAAGGUGACUGGUCACGAUGUCCAAGUAUAUUUUAA